AUGUCCUCCUCGUCGCUGGGCACUUCGCAUCCGGAUGACCUCCAGCCUACGGCACGGUUGGGCCCUAGUGGGCUCCAGCCGCUCAGGCCUGGGAACGCUUUGCCACGGAUAGGACCAGCUGAGACGCCACCAGAGUCCGUGAAAUCGACAGCGAGGGGAGACGCGCCAACGCCAAAGCAGAUCAAAUGGGUCCCACACACGCAUCCAAACCCUAUGCACGCGAGGUUUUGCUACAUGUGUUUGCAUGGGGCAUUGGAGGGGAAGGAGGUAACGCUAUAAUGGAUUCUUGCAAGUGAACUUGAACAAUGGGUGCAGCUGGAGGAUUUCAUUUUUAUCGUGUCCAAAAUAUGGUUUCUAACGCAGCUCUUCAAAUGCUGCACUUUUAGUAUUUCUCUUUGGAAUUCCUUCACGCGAUCAACACUAAAACUAAUUGUUGUUCCUGGUUUACGUUUAUUUGAUGCAUAAUUUGUAGAAUACAUGCAUUUCGUGAGGAAAUACAUGCUUUUUUUUUGAUUUUUACGACCACUAGAUCAUUCAACUACAGGAGCUAAUAGCGCAAGAAGUGCGGACUGACGAUGACGAACUUCCCUCGACUGUGGAGAUGCGAAAUAGAGGAUACUUGCAUAUGAAAGAGCACGUUCGGCAACUAGCGGACUUUAGGAGGAACAAUUUGCCAGCGAUAUGGCUUAGGGAUGUCGUCAAGGAAGUCUAUUCUCAAAACAAAAACCUGUUGCUGGAGUUGAACACGCAGAUAGCAAGGGAGGAUCCUAGAAGUCCGGUGGCUGGAGGAGGCACAUGGUUUUUGAUCUACGAGGAUGAAGAGAAAAGGGAUUGGAAGGUACUUCUUAGUCGCAGAAGUAGCUUCUUAGACCUUAUAGACUUGAAAUUUUAUCGUUAGCUUCGUAGUCGUAGAAGUAGCUUCUUAGACCUUAUAGACCUGAAAUUUUCUCGUUACUACUCUUUCAUGAUCCUCUACUUUUGUUUUUUGUUAUUCUUCUUGUGAAGAUGAAAUGACGUAGAUUCCUUCUUCAAAGGCCCCGCGACUCAUCUACUAGCUAAGCAGCCCAUUGAAUUUGAAUAUCCAAUGGAUGCAGGUAGUCGAGCGGCUCUUCGAGCUUUUGCCUGAUGACUUGAGGCAUUUACGGCACAUGCAGGAAGUCUUGACCGAUUUUUGCACGUCAAGAGCGCUUUUUACUUACAAUCCUGACACCCCUGUGCUGGAACCCUGGUGCAAGGUGACUAUCCUCGAGAGGGAAAAGAAGCGCUUGGUCUACAGACCUAUGGCAGACUUGUCGAAACUGCCGGUUGACACGCAGAGAGCUAUCACCGACAUGGAGGAGCGUGCAGUGAAGAGCGGCAGUCUAGAGGAUUUGUUACCAUGGCCGAGUACGUUGAGACGAUUAGGAAAUUUUAGGAUCAUUCCUAGGAAGUACACGAAUGAGGAAAUACCGCAGUAUGAGCCGAUGGAAGCGCCACUCCCCAGGAGACCUGACAUACCAAACAUCGGAGACCCGUUUCCAAAGCCAAACUGUUACAUCCACCAUUUCCAGGAGAAGGGGAUGCCAAAAUUCGAGGUAAGUACGUAUAAUUCGUCUUCUCAUAUUACAUCGAGUAUCAAAUCUAACUAACAAUGACCUCUUUCCAGGCACAUCAAUCAAUCAAUCUAACGAAAAAAUACCAAACGUCGUCGUCUUAUCAUACUUAAUCGAGUAUCAAAUCUAACGAAAAAAUAAUUAUCAAACGUCGUUGUUAUCGCCUUCCACCUCCAGGUCCCCUUCGCAGUGCCCCAGCAAUUUCCUCCUCGGAAGAUGGACCUCGAGUACAUGCACCCUCAGGAGGUUUAUAGUUUGAAACAUUUUCCGAUGGUUCCGUUUUUGGAUCAUCCCGUGUGGCCGCCUGUGGAAUUCGUCCAAGAGUACGACGAUCCAGUCGCCGCCGGCUUCGACAAGCAGCUGAAGAAGACUAGGAAGAUCAAGAGGAAGAAGUUAGUCACACGUGGCAUCUGGGAGCCGGAGCUUGUGAGCAUGAAGGGCGAAAUCUUGCCGCCCUACAUGGACCGCGUGCGCAACGAGAGGCAUGGAGGCACCGAGGAAGACUUCGAUGAAAUGCAGGUGGAGGAUUCAGUGUACGUCACGCUCAAAGGCGGCACCAGACUAGUCCAGGACAUGAUUUCCAUCAUCUGCGUUCGUAGUUUCGCUCGCUUCCCGCCAGCACCAGUGAAACUCAAAUUCCCGGAAUUCCUAAACAACAUUGCUGUAGUCGACUGGACGAAUGAGAACACGUGUCAAAUAGUGAAGCAGAGGCAUGAAGUGCUGAUAAAGGAGAUGGAAAGGGAAGAAAAGGAGUUCAGAGAAGCACAGUUGAAUGAGCAACAGUUGCAGGCCUUGGACAUAGACUACGAUAUGAUGGCCGACAAAGAAGGAGCUGGAGGAAUGGGAGGACAGAAUCAAUUAUGUGGUGGAGGAUGAACAAACCUACUUGUAGCAAAAGUAAUACCACGUAAAGAUAUUUGAAGAUUUUAACUUGUAGUAAAAGUAAUUAUACCACGUAAAGAUAGAAUUAGAAGUGAUGCUUUUUUCUUUCAUCAGUAGACGUUGUCUUUCGCAACGCAAGAAUGUCUAUGUAUCAAAUGUCAGAAGUAAUCUUUUGUUAGUAACGACUACAUUUGUAGUUCGACGCCAGUUGUGCAACUCUAACUCCCAUCGCCGGCAUACCACAAACCGCAGACCAGAAGGAGAGGACUGAUGACUUCAAAAUCAUCGACGACGAUCGCUACCACGAAGAGGGCUUACCCCAAGAAGUCAAGAAGGAGCCGACCAGCGAAGCUACAAGGCAAGAAGCCGAUGCUCAGUUAAGGCUCAACUUAAUUCAUUUCUAUGAGUCAUUUCUCACUCAGGUUUUUCCCCUAAGAUGAUCGUGAGACAAUGGAAGCAAGAACUGAAAUAUUUUGUUUGAGUUCUAACUCAGCAGCAAGAGGAGGCAGCGACAAGUGGUGCUGGUGGUGGUGCUACUGGUGUGCCUGGUGCUGGGGUCACACAGAGUGGCGGAGCGACGAGUAGCAGUAUACCUCCAAUAAUGGAGCACGAUGAAGAUGGCGAAGAAGGAGGCGGCUACACAAGUCAAAAUAUGCCAGGAAUACAGGUACUGUUCUACAGCUUGAAGUUGUAAUUCGGUAAUCGCUUGCUCGGUAUAAAUAUGUAAAAAUUUGAUGAGACAUCGCUUGUCAUCAUUAGGAGCAUCUUCCCCGACCCAGUCUCAACAAAUCUGCGAUCAGACCACUAUCGAAUCACUCCCUAUUGCCUCUUUAUCCUUGUUGACUACGAUUGCCCUCACUCUUACUUUACUUCAUCAUCAUUGACUGAUUAUUUCGAUGUAGUACACCAUGGCCAUCUACUACUGCUUUACAUUCCCCACUCAUCGCCAUCAGGCUCCCGGUCUACGCCCUUCCGAAAUGACUAGGGAUCAGAUGGUGCUGAUGAGGCAUCAAAAACGUCUUCAGAACAUGGUAGAGAAGGAUCGAGACGAAAAGAGGAUAGAACAAAUAUUGACGAAGGAUAGGUUCUUGGAUGUCCUUGCGUCCAAACUUAGCGAAAAGAUGUCUGUCACAGCUGCACUUACGCAGGAUCCAGUUAGAGGACCGGGUAGAGUGGAUCCUUCGAGGUAAAAAAGUAGUUCCUUUCCCACUAGAAACUUAGUCAAUUUGUUGAGUGUGAGUGCACUUUUUCCUUUCAUUAUGAACAUAAUAAAUAUAUUUCAUAAAAAUUUGAGCUUCAUUUAUGACAUAAUAUUCGAAGAUUCACCACUUUCUGACAACUUACCUCACAAUCUAUCAGGGAAGCUUGGCACGCAGGCAUGGAAUUCAAGAGGCCUAAUGGCGAUCUUACUAAUUAUCGGACGCCAGCAGGUAGUCAUAUGACUAUGGUACAACAACCGCCGCAACCGAACUUUAUAGAAGACGACGAUAUGGCCAAGAUAGAAGGGAACAAACUGCCGAGAAGGUACUAACUUGUUGAUAAGAAGAAGAAGGUCAACAGAAGAACUCAUUCACAUUGAUUCUUCGCUAAUUUAAUAUCAUCUCUAUCAAUAUUCUUCUUCCUCCAUCUCCCUCCACGACUCCUCACAACUAAAAAACAGUCUCCGCGGCGACGACGUCGCUGGUCCAACGCCGGCUUUAUCCAAGUCUGCGCGUGCGAGCGAGUUAGCCGACGUGAACACUUACACCGAGGAGCGCGCGCGCGGCGACAGCUAUGUCCGACUCCUGACCAAGCCCGACGAAGAGGGCGCGAAGAAGCACACGAAACCGUAUCAGCCAAUCGUGAUGGAACCAGACGACAACUUGGUCCUUGGCGAACAGUUCCAUCUGAAGGCGGUGAAGGACCCACUAGAAGAGGACUUAGACGAGGACUUUGUCGACUUGGAGGACUCGAACACGAUGUUGUUCUCCUUUGUGCGUCACAACCGGUACGAGGCUCUGCAGAGUCUGCUAGAACAAGACGCAAGUUUGAUAUCGGUGCUGGACGAGAAGAAGAACACAUUGCUGCACAUCGCCUGCCAGAACAAUCACAGGAGAAUUGCCAAGUUGCUCAUCAGAGCUGGCAUCGAUCUGGACGCACAAAACAUCAAGGGGAACACAGCAUUGCACUACUGCUAUGCGUACUUCUACUUAAUAAUAUCUAUUUAAUAUCAUGCUUACUUAAUAUCCAUUCAAUUUUGAUAUGCAUAGAAGAUGCAGAACAUUUUUGCAUACAAUGUGGUUUUCUUCAUCACUGCUAGUAGUUUUCUCUGGAGAAGAUCAAAUUCAAAUUCAAAUGACUGACAAUCUUUCUUACAGUGUACAGUGUUUCAUCCAGAGUAGAGGUGAAAAAACGUGAGUGCAGCUGCAUGCCAACAUAAUUGUCCUCCUGCAAGAACAUCCACUACCUCCUCCCACAUCACCACCGACCAGGUACAAUUUCAUGCAACUUGCCGGCGUACUACUUGCGAAAGGUGCCGACGACGGUUUGCUCAACUUCCUCAACUUGCCUCCGAGCAAGGGUAUCGCACUCCCCGAUCCCCAUACCGGUCUCGUCAAACACGAGAAGGCUAUCGAAAAAGCGAUCAGGGAUGGCAACCCGCAGGCACUCGAUCCAGCAGAGAAGUUGAGACCGAAGUAGAGGUGGAAGACACGACUCUAGUUGUACUAUCACUCUAGUUGGAAAUACUAUAAUCCAGCACCAGCAGAGAAGUUCUUGAGACCGAAGUACUUCUAGAGGUGCACGAGGAAAUUUUUGAGGCCGAAGAAGUACAGAAGGAGCACGAAAUUGGUGGAUAAUCCAGUUGCAGAGGGAUAGCAGGCUCUUGUGCGGUGGGGCCUUCCGUCUUCCUUCUAUUCCUUCUAUCCUUUUCUUCCUUCACUUAGAUUUGUAAAGACUAGCAUGAUGAUGUGAAUGUGGUCCUCCACAAGAGGUUGUCGUGAAUGGUCUUUCUUUUGUCAUGCUAGUAUGUAUCAACUUGUUGUUCUGACGCCUCGCCCAGGUGUUGGACGCAUGAGAAGUGUGUAUUCAAUCCGGAGUGUUUAACGCAAAAUCAACACGAAUUCGAUAUGCAAUAUCAUCUUAGGAUUGAAUUUGAUGACUUGUGUUGUUUUAUUUGACUUAGUAGAAUUGCAAAGGCUUACAGGUUAUUCUUAUUGGUUAUGGUUUCUGGGGUUAUUCUUAUUGGUUUCCGAGGUUAAAUGGUUACUCACUCUAGUACAGAACGUUUCCUUAUCUUACAGAUGACGAUGACGAAAAAAUGCUAGAAAAAGAAGGUCACGACACUUUUUUGAUAUCGAUUCCCUGAAGCAAGGCUGUUUAUUUCCUGGUUAAGACGCAAGACUCAACCUUCAGACACGAGAAAGUCGAUCCUCAUUCUACACAAGCUCCUUUUGCAUGAACAGUGUGAUCCCCACAUGCACCCGUGGGGAGACGCAGCAAACAACGCCUCUUUCCUGAUGAAAUGAAUUCGAGACCCUGAGAAUAGAGCAUGCUAUUAAUUUGAACAAGAUCCUCACUGAAUGAAAAUGAAAGAAGAAACGACUAAGCGAAGAU
This is a messenger RNA of Amoebophrya sp. A25, 6068 nucleotides long. Lineage: Eukaryota; Dinophyceae; Syndiniales; Amoebophryaceae. The record is from the annotation of a GenBank genome assembly.